Molecule: messenger RNA, 1948 nt
Organism: Hylaeus volcanicus
Lineage: Eukaryota; Metazoa; Arthropoda; Insecta; Hymenoptera; Colletidae
Gene: snRNP-U1-70K
Product: U1 small nuclear ribonucleoprotein 70 kDa-like
Biological process (GO): mRNA splicing, via spliceosome
Cellular component (GO): precatalytic spliceosome; U1 snRNP; U2-type prespliceosome
Molecular function (GO): mRNA binding; U1 snRNA binding
Source: RefSeq, a predicted model, not a curated record
CUCUCCCGAGCCAUAGAAUGUUGGCAACGUUGUCGCCAUUUUGUAAUGGUGUUUGAUACGCGAAGAUGCCGUGUGCCUCGAUGAUUUUUGUGAACUGAGAAUACAAGUGUCACGUCCUCCCUGUACCUGAGAAAAUGACGCAGUUUCUGCCGCCGAACUUGUUGGCUCUGUUUGCGCCGCGGGAUCCUAUACCGUAUUUACCACCCGUUAACAAGCUCCCGCACGAAAAGAAGAAUGGAGGCUAUAUCGGCGUUGGAUCGUUUCUUAAAUAUUUUGAGGAUCCUAAAGAUACACCACCACCGGUACGCGUGGAAACCAGGGAAGAACGUCUCGAGCGUAGAAGAAGGGAACGCGCAGAGCAAGUGGCAUACAAACUAGAACAGGAAAUCGCAGUAUGGGAUCCUGCUGGUAUUCCAAAUGUGACCGCUGACCCUUUCAAAACGCUUUUUGUAGCCCGAAUAAACUAUGACACAUCUGAAUCCAAACUUAGAAGGGAAUUUGAAGUAUAUGGUCCCGUAAAAAAGAUAGUGGUAAUUCACAAUACGAUAAAUGGCAAGCCUAGAGGAUACGCUUUCAUUGAGUAUGAGCACGAAAGAGAUAUGCACUCGUGGCGGCCGCUGCCGGCAACUAGUGCCGUUCACUAUUCCAUGCAAUCCCUGAACCUGCCUGAUAUGAUAGCUGCGUAUAAGCAUGCGGAUGGUAAGAAAAUAGAUGGUCGCAGAGUGUUGGUCGACGUGGAGCGAGCCAGGACCGUGAAAGGAUGGCUCCCGCGAAGGCUCGGCGGUGGCCUCGGCGGGACGAGAAGAGGUGGUCCUGACGUGAACAUUAAACACUCCGGUCGGGAGGAUAACGAAAGGGAACGAGAACGUUACCGUUUGGAACGGGAGAGGGAGAACUCCGGACGCCUCGACAGAGACAGAGACCGCGAUCGCUUGGACAGAGAACGCAGAAGGUCGCGCGAUCGCAAAAGACGAUCGAGAAGCAGAUCGCGCGACCGAAAGCGCAGGCGAAGCCGUGAUCGCAUACCCGAUCCGGACAUCGAAGAGAUACAAAGGGACGAACGACCUCGCGACAGGAGGGACCGAGAUCGUGAUCGCGACCGCGACAGGGAUCGUAAAAGGAGGCGUUCCAGAAGCAACGAACGCGAUCGCGACAGGGACCGCAAGAGAGAUAAACGCGAUCGCGAUCGCGAACGUAGAGAUCGAAAAGAUCGAGGCGAUCGUCAGGACGAAGAUACGAAAGAGAUCCGAAUUAAAGAAGAGCCUCUCGAUGACUAUCCUGACUAUAGCAACACUUUCCAAACGUCUGGAUCGUACUUCACGGCUGUCAAAUACGAAGACGACAACGAGCAAGAAGUGGAAGAGAAAUAUAGAAUUCCAGAAGGUCGUCCGGAUCCCCCUCCCUACAAUAAUUACGAUUCUGUACAAGAUUAUUGAUCUCGAUAAUAUUUUGCGUAACGUUUUUAUUUUUCGUUACCGUGCACGGUGAAUUUAACGCAAUCGUCAAUAACGUAUUGUAUUUCAUAUUGUUAUUAGUAUAAUGGCGAGUCGACGUUAUCGAGUAUCUAGCUGUCGGGGAAUUCACCGCAGCUGGGUACUCGAUAAGGAUAUUGCAAGGUAUGCAGGUACGGACGGCUGAUUUAUAUACAGUUAUUCUGACCUGAUUAAAUUCCAAAUUUUGUAUAUUUAUGGUUGGUACGAAGGUAAUGCCCGUGAAAGUGAAUUUAGACGCUCCUAUUAAUAUUAAAAAUACGUUUGUGAAUAUUUGAGUUGUAUCGUAGCAAUGUACGCGGAACCUCGCAAUAUGGAAUUGAAUGGUCCGUAAGCACGUUCCCUAUUGUGUACAUAAAUGUAUGCAAACGUAUUACAUGAAUUUGACUCUUUCAUGAUUGCUGAAUGUAUAUUUAUAUAUACGAAUAAAAUAAACUACACAAUGAAUUUGUUAGCUA